Messenger RNA from Corylus avellana, 1319 nucleotides. Lineage: Eukaryota; Viridiplantae; Streptophyta; Magnoliopsida; Fagales; Betulaceae. The record is from RefSeq and is a predicted model, not a curated record.
UUGUCCUCCUCUUUCGCACGUUUUUCUCCUACCAGAAACUGCCCCCCACUCUCUUUUCCCCUCUCUCUCUCUCAGUCUCGACCCUACGUCCACACGAGCACCCUGCCCUAAUCACUGCCCCAACACCGCAAAGCCACGGAGAGAGAGAGAGAGAGAGAGAUCCCACAAGCUUAAAGCCCAUAGUAUUGUUGGUGUAUCUGAGCCAAAAACUCUCUUUCUGCCAUUGCUGUAAGCUACUUUUUUUAUUAUUGUUAUUAUGGGGAAGAGGAAGCGAGUGACUGAUCAGAGCCAGACCCAACCUCCCAUUUCCUGUUCUCCUCCUUCGGAUACCAUGCCUUGUUCCUUACGGAUGGACUUAAUGUCAGAAGAGAAACCUUUGCAUUCAGUUAACUCUAGUGAACUAAAGCCUUUUACAUCUGUCUUGGAUAUCAAGGAUAGUUCUCUACUAAAUGCCCAUCCUACCACUGCACAUCAUACUCAGAGUCUUGGCCAUUCAAUAUUUUUGAAACGUUCUCGCCAUUACUACGGCCAUCAAUAUUCUCGGCGUAACUCAGGUAAUCAUGCCAAUGCAUCAACUUCCCGUGGUAAAGCCGCUUCUUUACGUGAUGAGAGACUAUCCUUCAAGUUGGCUACUCAAUUUAACUCACAGACUGCAACUGGACAUCAUUCAGAGAAUAGGGAAAAGGUAUUUGGCAGGCCAGAAAGAAUUAGGUCCAGUUCCUUGGUAAUGAAUGCAGUAUCAUCAGAUGCAGUGAAGAUGGUAUGUGGGGUAUGUCAGAAGCCACUGAGAAGGAAACCUUAUUUUCUUGGGAGUACACUUUCUUCUGGUGAACUCUCUGUGGUGGCAGUUUUAGUUUGUGGUCAUGUUUAUCACGCAGAAUGCUUGGAGCAGAGAACAUGCGUCGAUGAUAAAUGUGACCCACCCUGCUCGUUGUGUCUGGGCUUGCUCUCCAAGGAAGAUGAGUCGAGGGGAGAGGAGUAAUCGUCGAAUAUAUUCAGAUUUACACUAAUGAUACUGAUAUUCUACAAGAGACAGGACAAGACAAACUUAGAUGAGUAGAUGGAAAUAUAGGCAGUGUUGUUUAAACAGCAGGCUGUUUGCCAGGUGAGGAAUUUGGCCUUAUAUUCUAUUCAAACUAUUAGAAUUUACUAGUCUUUGUAUUUCAGUAUGUAGGACUAGUUUGCAAGAUCAGAGUGACCAGCUUAUGUUUUUUCCGCUGGUGAGUGACCGGUUUAUGUAUUUUCUUCAAGUGAUGGAUGGAUGCCGGUUCAUGUGAUUUCUUUGGCACCAUAAUUUAUGUAAUUUGCAAUUUUUUUUA